Pipistrellus nathusii (Nathusius's pipistrelle) is the source of this 1182-nucleotide messenger RNA. NCBI's taxonomy places the organism in Eukaryota, Metazoa, Chordata, Mammalia, Chiroptera, Vespertilionidae. The record is from the annotation of a GenBank genome assembly.
AUGGACGCAGCUACUCUGACCUAUGACACUCUUCGAUUUGCUGAGUUUGAAGAUUUCCCAGAGACCUCGGAGCCAGUUUGGAUAUUGGGUAGAAAAUACAGCGUCUUCACAGAAAAGGACGAGAUCUUAUCUGAUGUGGCGUCCAGACUCUGGUUUACAUACAGGAAGAAUUUCCCAGCCAUUGGGGGGACCGGCCCCACCUCGGACACGGGCUGGGGCUGCAUGCUCCGCUGUGGACAGAUGAUCUUCGCGCAGGCCCUGCUGUGCCGGCACUUAGGCCGAGAUUGGAGGUGGACACAGCGGAAGAGGCAGCCGGACAGCUACUUCCACGUCCUCAACGCAUUCAUCGACAGGAAGGACAGUUACUACUCUAUUCACCAAAUAGCGCAAAUGGGAGUUGGCGAGGGCAAGUCGAUUGGCCAGUGGUACGGGCCCAACACAGUCGCCCAGGUUCUCAAGAAACUUGCUAUCUUCGACACGUGGAGCGCCCUGGCUGUCCACAUAGCAAUGGACAACACGGUGGUGAUGGAGGAUAUCAGAAGGUUAUGCAGGAGCAGCCUUCCAUGUGCGGAGGCCACUGCGUUUCCUGCAGAUUCUGAAGGGCACUGUAAUGGACUCCCUGUGGGAGCCGAGGUCACCAACAGGUCAUCACUGUGGAGACCCCUGGUGCUUCUCAUCCCCCUGCGCCUGGGGCUCACAGACAUCAAUGAGGCCUACGUGGAGACACUGAAGGGCUGUUUCAUGAUGCCUCAGUCCCUGGGAGUGAUUGGAGGGAAACCCAACAGUGCCCACUACUUCAUCGGCUAUGUGGGUAAGGAGCUCAUCUACCUGGACCCCCACACAACACAGCCAGCGGUGGAGUUCACUGACAGUUUCUUGAUCCCAGAUGAAAGUUUCCACUGCCAGCACCCCCCGAGCAGGAUGAGCAUCGGAGAGUUAGACCCGUCCAUUGCUGUGGGCUUUUUCUGUAAGACUGAGGAUGACUUCAAUGACUGGUGCCAGCAAGUAAAAAAGUUGUCAUUGCUUGGAGGUGCCCUGCCCAUGUUUGAGCUGGUGGAGCAGCAGCCUUCCCACCUGGCCUGCCCUGACGUCCUGAACCUGUCCUUAGAUUCUUCUGAUGUAGAGCGACUAGAAAGAUUCUUUGACUCAGAAGAUGAGGACUUUGAAAUCUUGUCCCUUUGA